GCAGGCAACAGCACGUACUACCCGAGCGGGCCGCAGCCGCAAUGGCAGAGCGACACCGGCGCGGCGGCGACGAUGAGCACCUUCGGCGCGCCGGGGGGUGGCUGGCACGCGCCGGCGCCGCCAGCCGACAUGACCUCCGGCUUGUACUCCAGCCCGCCGCUGCCACCGCCUUCGCCGCACGAGGCGCUGGGCCUCGGCAAGGGCACCUUCACCUACGAGCAGCUCGCGGCGGCCACGGGCAACUUCUCGCCGGCGAACCUGCUCGGGCAGGGCGGGUUCGGGUACGUGCACAAGGGCGUGCUCCCCGGCGGCAGGGCGGUGGCCGUGAAGCAACUCAAGUCCGGGAGCGGGCAGGGGGAGCGCGAGUUCCAGGCCGAGGUGGACAUCAUCAGCCGGGUGCACCAUCGCCACCUCGUGUCCCUCGUCGGCUACUGCAUCGCCGGCGCGCGGCGCGUGCUCGUCUACGAGUUCGUGCCCAACAAGACCCUCGAGUUCCACCUCCACGGGAAAGGGCAGCCGGUGAUGGAGUGGCCGACGAGGCUUCGCAUCGCGCUGGGGUCGGCGAAAGGCCUCGCCUACCUGCACGAAGACUGUCAUCCUCGGAUCAUUCACCGCGACAUCAAGUCCGCCAACAUCCUUCUCGACAACAACUUCGAAGCAAAGGUCGCGGACUUCGGGCUGGCCAAGCUGACCUCCGACAACAACACGCACGUCUCGACCCGCGUCAUGGGCACGUUCGGGUACCUGGCGCCGGAGUACGCGUCGAGCGGGAAGCUGACGGAGAAGUCGGACGUGUUCUCCUACGGCGUGAUGCUGCUGGAGCUCCUGACGGGGCGGCGGCCCGUCGACACCGGCGGCACCGCCACCUCGUUCCUCGAGGACAGCCUCGUCGACUGGGCGAGGCCGGCCCUGUCGCGCGCGCUGGCCGACGGCGACUACGACGGCGUCGCGGACCCGAGGCUGCACGGCAACUACGGCCCCGUCGAGAUGGCGCGGCUGGUCGCCAGCGCCGCGGCCGCCGUGCGCCACUCGGCCAAGAAGCGCCCCAAGAUGAGCCAGAUCGUGAGGGCGUUGGAGGGGGACAUGUCGCUGGAGGACCUGAACGAGGGGGUGCGGCCGGGGCAGAGCAUGACGUUUGGCCCCGCGGCGCCGGUGGCGGCCGCAGCCUCGUACAAUGCCAACAGGGCGCCCGGGCAGUACACGUCAGACAUGGAGCGGAUCAGGCAGGCGCCCAUGGCGAUCCCGGAGUACAGCGGCACCGUCACCGGGUUCGGCCGCCCCUCGCCGAUCGAGAGCGAGGGGUCCUUCUCCGACGACGAUUUGAGUCCGGUGAAGGGUCAGUCGCGCCGGUAGCAGGCAGCUGUCGACCUGUCGUGUACGCCAGUGAUGCCAGGCCGUUGCAACUUGCAAUUCAUGCUCGCCGCGCCAGUUGUUGAUUGCGCGAUCGUCCUGCCCCUUCGCAAGUUGCAAUUCAUGCUCGCUCGUCUGCCUCUUUGCCACCAGUCGCCUGUAACGCGGCCUGCAAGGCUGCAAGCCGAUGUGCAUAUCGACAGACAUUAAUCACACGGAGAAUGUGUAGAUGAACAGAGAUACCCAUACGCUUGUGCAAGAAUGCUCACCGCAGAAAGGUUGGAGGGAUAGUGGUACAGAAAGUAAAAACA
This is a messenger RNA of Setaria italica (foxtail millet), 1661 nucleotides long. Its product is annotated as proline-rich receptor-like protein kinase PERK4. The record is from RefSeq and is a predicted model, not a curated record. NCBI's taxonomy places the organism in Eukaryota, Viridiplantae, Streptophyta, Magnoliopsida, Poales, Poaceae. Gene Ontology annotation, biological process: protein phosphorylation. The coding region runs from base 73 to 1353 and encodes 426 amino acids. The transcript is spliced from 6 exons. Gene Ontology annotation, molecular function: protein kinase activity; ATP binding.